ACAGCCAGAGAAAAUGGAAUCUGACAGUUUGACGUCAUAAAAAAUUUUUUAAGCUCAAGUGAGAUGUUUUUGAGUAAAACUAUUUUCUCGUCGCUUCUCCGCAGCUCUCGCCAUCACCGCGACACCAUCACGACGUUCAGGGCACCCGGAAGCGCAGUGACCCCCCUAUGAGAUCUUCCGUGAGCUACAUGCUGUCGCAGGGGUCUGGUGAGCCAAUCAUGUCGCAUCCGGACUACGAGCAGAACGCCCACCACCACGGGGCGCUAUUGGUUCUCGUGCGUGGCAUUGGACCCGCCAAGCCACGUUCCCUCCAGAAAGUUUUUGAGCGCAUCCAACGCGUCAAUACAGUGCGUAUUGUGGAUUCAGGUGGGAAUCCACGAGAUAUCUGGGUGCGCUACAUUCGUGACCAUCCCGUGGAGAACAACGACUGGGGCGACUUUCAGACACACCGUCGCCUCCUGGGCCUCAUCACUGUGGGCAAAUUUGACACACAAACAGAACUCAAUGAACUCUGUCGCAUCCAUGAAUCACUGAAGGUUAAGUACACAUCCACUUUGUAUGAUUCCCGGUGCCUCCUCUUUGGGCCCACCACCCACACUGCAGAUGCUGCCACCACCCAGCCCGGAGGGGAUGAAGACACAAAAUCCAUGGGAAGUGAUACAGGGAGCAAUAAAGAGAACAGUGGGGAAGUGAAUACAAAUGGGAAGGUGUCCACAAGUCCCAUGACAAGCAAGAAACUCCAAGAGAUCUUCACACCGCCGUCCAACUUCAAGAGUCGGGCAUUCUUCUACCCUGAAAAUGAUGUGUGUGCCAACCUCGAAGCAGCCAUGACGGAAUUCAUUGGGGCACUCUUCUGGGUGCUCGAAUCCAAACGACUGGAGAGGUCACGCGAGAAGAUCGACAAGGUGUCCCUGCUGCUGGCGCCCUUCGAGAAGAGAGACUUUGUGGGCUUGGAUCUCGAGUCCCGGAACAACCGGAAGCGUUGCAUGGGACGCGUAACGAAGAAUUUGGCAGACUUGACGCUUCAAGCCGGCUUAGUGGCUGAAUCCUUGACACUCUUUCAUGCCGCAAGUGAGACUCUGCGUGCCAUAAGUGACUCACUGUGGCUCGGUGCGGCCAAUGAGGGUCUCUGUGCCGCCUCGGCAAUUCUCCUGUACCCCAAUAUGCGUCAACCGCAGCCACUUCAACGAAAUGCUAGUCUCCAGGAAGCAGGAUCACCGCAGCGUCGUGUUGCGCCCAAGGGCAAGAAAACCGGAAUUGUGCAAUCAAAUGUUGAGGCUGAUAGUGGUGUGGCCAAGUCCACAUGUUCCUCCAUGUCCUCCUCAUCGUCUGAAUCAUCAACCUCAUCACUCGCCUCGAGUCUCUCUCCCGGCGUCACGACGGGUAGUUCAUCGAGUGUUUCAAGCAUUGUGGCACCGCCAGGAUCAAUGGAAGACUCCCCCGUGGCACCUUUUCCGCCCAAUAUUCUCUCCCCUGAGGAAAUUACAGCUCGCUACAGGGAUGCAAUAAUAAACUACAGCAAGUACCGUCAUGCGGGGAUAAUUGAGACCGAGGCAGCUCUCAAAGCUGCCCGGAUUUGCAUUGAACAGGGUCAGAAUCUCGAUGUAUCCAUGUUCCUGCAGAAUGUGCUGUACAUCAAUCUCAAUAUGAGCGAACAGGAGAGAGUGCAGCGAUUUGAAACCCUCACGGGGCUCUAUGAGAAGAUUGGCUACCACAGAAAGGCAGCCUUCUGCCAGAGAUUAGCAGCCUGGCGGCAUGUAGCUGCAAGCAAUGCAAAUCCCGACUGGGCGGCAAGCUAUAGACUCAUGUUGGAUAGUUUUCCAGGGCAUAAAAUGUCUCUGGAUCCCCUUGAGAUGAUCUCUCUCAAUUCUGGAUGGAAAUGCCUUCAAGUGGACUUGUUGCAGCAACUCGUGCUGGCUGCUAAGAGGAUGGAUAAUGCCUCCGUUGCGGUGCGACAUCUCACCUACAUGAUUCAGACAAUGUGGCCAUUCCUGAGUCCAGCAGAACAGCAUGAAGUUGCGACACAUUUGCAGAAUUUAGCAGCACAGUGCGAAGGGGCCCCAGUGCCGCUUGUUCUGGACUCAGGAAGAGUCCUACCGCCGGCAAAUCUCACUGAUUUACCCUUUUGCUGCCAAUUGCAAGUACGAGAGCUCUCUCCAACACUCAGGCCACACAAAAUAGCCACGAGUAAGGUUGAUUCUGGUCCAUUCCUUUUCACGCCGAUUCACUUCAGUACUGCCACGGGUGGUGGACAGCACAGAGGGAGUGCCGGAAGUGGAUCCGGUGGUUCGGGGAGUACAUCAUCGCAACCUGUACAGUGGGUACAGCAUGAUGUGGGAGAAGUGUCACUGAAGCUGAUGAAUCCUCUUCCGGGGGAGCUGCAUGUGUGUGAUAUGCGGCUCCUGAGUACGGGUGUUGUCCUCGAAUCGCGUCCACAGACAAUUUCUCUCGUCUCAAGUCCAGCAGCCACGUGCGUUACGCUCCAGGGAACACCACUUGAAGUGGGAACAUUGGAAAUUCUCGGCUACAGCACUCAUACGCUGGGGGUGAAGAGCAACUGCAGAUUGCGCGAUAUGCAGAGGAGUCGUCAUCAUUUGCCCACAUCUGUAACUGUGGACGUCAUUCCGGCACUUCCGACACUCUCGGUGGCAACUUCUCUACCCGAGAAGGGGAUUACAUUGUACAAUGGUGAGGAGGCUGAUGUUUCGGUGGUCAUUACAAAUACUGGUCCUGUACCCAUUGAAUUCUUGGAGGGUGCCAUUCACUCCCAGCUGGAUUCCGUUACACAGGGAAGAAUCUUUCACUGGGUGACUGCUGAGGAGAUGAAGAAGGUCCUCCCCAUUGCUCCACAUGCCACAGUCACAUUUACAUUGCGCAUCUUUGGGGAUGCUGACUUUAUUGGGCCCGUUAAUUUGUCUCUCUUAUCCGCUGGAGCGGGCAUGUCACCGGCUCAGGUGGCACAUGAUGGACCACAGAGUCUCAGUGUGGGCUCUACGAGUCUCAUGACGGUGACAUCGGGCCCAAGUACGCAUAGUCGUGUUAGUUCACCAACGCACAGACGCAAUACGGAGCUCACAUCGAGUUUCCGUAGUACCCACUCAGGGCAUUCCUCCUUGGCCACAGUGAGUCUCAAUACGGCCACAAUGGGAACGGGUUCCAGGCAUAUGGAGGCACAACUGAGACUGAGAUUUUCCGGAGGGGCUGGCUAUCAGGAGGGCUAUUGCCGUCAAGUGUCGGCUUCACUACCCCUGGAACUCCUGCCCAGUGCCCAUGUAACGAAUUGGGAUGUCCUCCCUGCGGAAAUACCAUCGCAAUUCUACUUGGUGCUGGAUGUUGUGAAUAUGACGGGGCAGGAGAUGGCACUGCAGUACACAGAACAGAAGAAUAUUGUCAUUGAGGCAAAGGAGAGUUGCCGUAUUCCUGUACCCGUGGAACGAUGUCCCCUGGAGAAAAUUCAAGCAGGAAUGCCAUGUGAAUCCGGGAGUGUUGUCAGUGGGCAUGAGGUGGAUAACAUUGAGAAGAUCUGUUCGACCCACAUUGCUGAUCAAGUAAAUCUACGUUGGAGCCUCAUGGGGAUGGAGACAAAGGGAUUAGCAUCUCUCAAGGGUAUAACUCUUUCACCUGCAAUGCUAGAUCUCGUCACUGUGGCUCCUCUGCAGUGGGAAAUUUCCGUGGACAACGAAAAGGUGAGCAGUACUGCAGAAAUCUCCAAGAUGACAGGAGAAUGUGUCACCGUGGGUGUGUCCAUCAUCAAUCUCUCCCCACAGCCACUACACAGACUCACAAUUUCCAUCCAAUUCUACCAAGACUACCAGAAUGGAAUGCACAACUAUCGCCUCGAGACACGGAUUAUUAUGUCAGGACCCAAUGAAAUACUCAUACCCUUCCUGGGACGCAGCGAGAGAGCCUCACAUGAGUGCUCUGUGAUAUUUUUUACUCCAGGACGCUUCAAGGCGGACAUUCAGUGUAGUGCCCAAAAUUCCCAGAUGGUCUCAAUCUCCAGUCAUGCCGCUGAUUCAUCAUCAAGUGGCUGCGGGGUGUCAUCCGUGGGGGCUAUUACGGUGUCCGGGAAUUCGGGGCAUCGACCAGCAACGGAUGCUCAUGUUUGGCGCUUCACUCCACCCAUUGAAGUCACCGUUAUUGAAUGAUUCCGCCACUCCGUACACACUUCCAUCAAUACUGCAAAUACUAUGUUUAUUUUUGUUAUCAUGGCUGAAGGAGAGAAUAUUGUGGAAAAUAGGUGCAAAUCUUAGCAAUGAAAAUUUUGUUGUUCUACUGA
Molecule: messenger RNA, 4279 nt
Organism: Lutzomyia longipalpis
Lineage: Eukaryota; Metazoa; Arthropoda; Insecta; Diptera; Psychodidae
Gene: brun
Product: protein brunelleschi
Exons: 6
Coding region: 168-4148 (1326 amino acids)
Cellular component (GO): trans-Golgi network
Source: RefSeq, a predicted model, not a curated record